GUUAAGCCAAUAAAAUUUUCCUAGGAGUAAUCUUGUUCAACUCUCCUUGAUCAGUUGGUUAGUCCUCGAUUUUUCCGAAAAUAAUCUUUUUUCAGCAUUAAUAAUGGACAAGGAAAGGGACAACAACCCACCAACCCAUCCCCUCAAUCAUGUCAUUCAUUACAAGAAGAAAAGUUCAGAUUUCAUCUCCUAAUUCUUCUCUAUCUCUUGUUCCCCAUCGAUGCUCACAAGCAAACCCUCUUGUUUUCCCCUCCGGCUUUCUAGCUCUAUAACAUCUACAUCUCUUUAUAUUUCAUUUCCUCUUUGACACUAAGAAAAACCAUAGGAGCCACGAUCGAGUACUACCUCCAGCUCUCCAAUGGGCUCACUCCCUUCCCCUCCACGACCAGUUACUUCACCACCAUCACCCGAAAACUCUACUUCCAAUUAUCAAGUUUUCGGCUCUUUUUGCCCUGGGGAUCAACUCCCAAACACAAACAGAUCUAAUUCCAUAGAGUCCUACAAUCCCUCUAACAACACUUGGAGUCAUGUUACCUCAAUCCCUGGCCUACUUGAAAACCAUGUCUUGAAGGGCUUUGCAAUGGUCUCUCUAAGAGACUCCAUUUACGUGAUUGGUGGGAGGCUAUGUACUCACAAAGAGAGAUCAGCUCAAGGCUCUCAAGGUUCAGAUGACUAUGCAGAAGUGGAUGUUGAAGUUCUGCCCGUUGUUUUGUGUUUUAAUGUUGGGUCCAACCAAUGGUCCGAAUGUGCACCAUUAGGCACGCCACGUUAUGAUUUUGCAUGCUCCGUUUGUGAAAAUAAGGUCUACGUGGCAGGGGGGAAGUCCACUCUGGCUAGUGUAAGGGGUCUUUCUUCUGCUGAGGUGUAUGAUCCCGAACUCGACAUUUGGACCCCGUUGCCUAACAUGAGCAUAUUGAGAUACAAGUGUGUAGGGGUGACAUGGCAAGGUAAAUUCUACGUGGUCGGGGGAUUCGCAGAGCGAGAGGACUCAGACCCGGGGCUCUUCAUGGUGUUGCGUAGCUCGGCUGAUGUGUAUGAUGCGCAAGCGGGGAAUUGGGGCCACGUGCCCAGUAUGUGGCCACUAGAUGUGCCACCUAAUCAAAUUGUCACGAUGAAUGGCAGGCUAUUUAGCUGUGGGGAUUGCCUAAAUGCAAGAAAGGGUCACAUUGAGGUCUAUGAUGGAGUUAACAUAUGGAACGAACUUGAUGGAUCACAACGUGCUCUUAAUUUAGAUUGGCAACAAAAUCAACGGCUUUACCUCACAAUGGCACCAAUAGGGACCCACUUGUAUUUCUUGACAGGCUAUCGGACGGCCGGGGAUUCAUCAAGAACAAUGUCUAGGGUCCAUGUAUUCGACACAUCGGCGGCCGCUAGCAACACGUGGAGGAGCUUUGAGCCGAUGGAAGAGGAGGGAGAGAAAGAGCUCUGUAGCCAUUGCUGUGUUGUUCAAGUCCAGCAGCAAGGUUUCUAAACACCAACAGCCACCAUCAACAUCAUGGUACCGGCUCAAUUUAGUGGACUAAGUAAUAUAAUGUGUGAGUUUUCGUACCAAGUUCACUUGUAUUAAGUUUGUAUCCUAGGCAUCUUGGUCGGAUGCAUUAAUUACUCAAAACUGUGACCACUAGGGAGUCCACACUCCACGUGAUUUUUCCUACCUUUAUUAGCAAAUAAGAAAAAUCUUGUACCAUAUAAUUAAGCUUUUGCGUUUCUUGGAGUUUAAAACAUACAAACGUCUUGAUUUAGG
Messenger RNA from Juglans microcarpa x Juglans regia, 1744 nucleotides. RefSeq names its product kelch-like protein 8. The transcript has a single exon. Gene Ontology annotation, molecular function: protein binding. The record is from RefSeq and is a predicted model, not a curated record. NCBI's taxonomy places the organism in Eukaryota, Viridiplantae, Streptophyta, Magnoliopsida, Fagales, Juglandaceae. The coding region runs from base 359 to 1471 and encodes 370 amino acids.